UUUAAAAGGCGUUUAAAUUACAGAAAUAAUAAGACAUAAAAAUGAAGUGCGCUGUCUGGAACUGUUACAAUUAUACCAGAAAAUCCAAACAGUGUUCAUUUUUCAGCUUUCCAAAAGAUCGAUAUCUUUUGCGAAAGUGGUUAAAUUUUUGCCAGUCGCCAAAACAAUUUAAUGAAAAUACUUGGAGAAUGUGCAGUGAUCAUUUCCAAAAAGAAGAUAUUCAUGUGAGCAUAAGAUAUCAAAUGGGAUUAAGUAGAAUGCAGCGUUUAAAAUAUGGAGCUAUACCAUGUUUCAAAAAAGAUUUUGAUUUGAAGGCACAAAAGCGUCUGAAAAGACUACAAGAGAGAAAUGGUGAAAAGAUAGUUACCGAACGUCUGAGAUAUGAUGAUAAUGUAGAAAUCCGGUUUGAAAAUGAAUCAUAUCAAUCGAAUGGUGUAUCGAAUGGAAUUGCAUUUAAAACAGUAAUUCAAAUGAAUGAAAGUGAUACGGAGAACGAAUUUGAUGUUGAAAAAAUAAUUGAAGUAUCUGAAGCUGAAGCACAUGAAAUUACGGAAGAUAAUGAAUUUAUUUCGGAUGUUGAAAUGUUAUUGAAUGAAACUGAAUCAAAUGCAAACGAAUCGAACAAUGUGAUUCAGGCCAAUAAGAUUGAAUCCAACAUAUUGAUUCAAAUUCGUGUAGUGGGGCAAACUGAUCAGUUUACUCAAAUCGAUGAAAAUGAAUUCGGUAAAGUAAUUCCAGGUUCUUCUGAUUCAGAGAAAAUAGCUUCAAUAAAUCCAAUAGAUCCAAUAAAAACAGAAUUAAACCAAGUAGGUGAAAUCGAUGAAAUUCAAAUUAAGUUAUGGGUUCCAUCAGAUAAAGUCAUUGAAGUUGAUGAAACUGAAUUAGUUGAACUUAUUCAGAAGAAUAAUAUUCAAGCAAACAAAGUCGAAAUUGAAUUGGUGGUAGAAAACGAUAAAAAGACACAAGUUAACCUCGAAGAUUUUCAGCAAAAUAAACAUGAAGUGUUAACUUCUAAAAGACUUAUGAAAUCACUUCGAAAUGAUUUUCAAAUGGAAUUUUAUAAGUACUUUAAAUUAGAAACAGAAAAACCCUAUAAAUCAUCUUGUCCACAUUUCAACUCACGUUUAAUUUCAACGGAACACAUCGUGGUACAACAAUCAGAUGAUAAAUCGUCACAAAUUCAAGCUGAAUUUUCUGAUGUUGAUGUUUCAGAAAAUUCCUCUAAUUCUAUGAUCCAAUCUACUACAACAAGUCAACCCGAGAGUGAUGAAAUGAAUUAUAAUAGUUUAAAUACAAGUCAAAUGUAUUUGGAUAAAAUUGACGAUAGCGAUGAAUCCGUUGAUAUCAUAAAUCAGAUUCUAAUGCAAUUGGAUAAUAACAGUGAUGCCAUUAGUGAUAUAGAUCUCGAUCCUUUAUAUCCUUUAACGGUAUAAUAUUAUUAUUUAUAAUAUUCUAACAUUUUCUAACAUAAAAUAU
Molecule: messenger RNA, 1476 nt
Organism: Teleopsis dalmanni
Lineage: Eukaryota; Metazoa; Arthropoda; Insecta; Diptera; Diopsidae
Exons: 3
Coding region: 42-1433 (463 amino acids)
Source: RefSeq, a predicted model, not a curated record